CAAAACCGCUUCAUGAUUAAGAUGUAAGCAUGCAUAUCAUUGCAUGUAAACUUUUUUGGGAUUAAUAAUUCCAUCAAAAAUGCAUUUUAUCUCAAGUGCGUGAGUGUAUGUUGACCAAAGCAAUUGUUGUACGUACAAACAUUGACCGGUUUGAGUGUAGUACAGGUUUUUGGAACGAAAACUCUCGCAUCGAUGGCUCUCACGGCAACCAUAGCGUCAUUUGAGCUUUGAAGUAGGUUUAGGGUUAAUUGCAUUGUGUACAUUGUUUAGUGCAACGACGGAUUAUCAAGAGACAAUUGUCAUAAACAAUUAGAUUCUUAGAUAGACGCCGGCAAUUGUAAUAUCAGAAUGGCGUUGCCCGCUAAUUACAAGCAAGUGGCAAUAGCCGCUGCUAAUAUCGCCAGCCCCGCGAGUCAGAGAAUGAGGCCACCAGGAAGUAGUGGUAGUGGUUCUGGAUCUGGUAAAGAUGCUGGAAGUCCAUUUAUACAAACUGCUCAUGGACAUCCAGGAUUUGUACCUCAAAAAGUUGGCAAAAACACACCAGCUGACUCUCGAAUGCCUAAACCACCAAAACCACCAGAGAAGCCUCUAAUGCCAUACAUGAGGUACAGCAGAAAGGUAUGGGACCAAGUUAAAGCACAGAAUCCAGAGUUAAAACUUUGGGAGAUCGGAAAAAUUAUCGGACAAAUGUGGAGAGACUUGCCAGAAGAAGAGAAAACAGAAUUUAUAGAAGAAUAUGAAGCUGAAAAGACCGAGUACGAUAAAAGUUUGAAAACCUAUCACAAUUCUCCAGCAUACUUGGCUUACAUUGCAGCCAAAAAUAGAGCAUUAUGUGCUGCUCAACAAGGUACGGACGAUCGCGAAACUCACGAACGAUCAUCUGGAAGUAGUAAGAAUCAAAGUGCACAGGAUCGGCGAAUCGACAUUCUACCAGCUGAAGAUGAUGAUGACCAAGAUGAUGGCUACUCGGUUAAACACGUUGCGUACUCGAGAUAUAUCCGCAAUCAUCGAUUAAUUAAUGAAAUAUUCAGUGAUACCGUCGUUCCUGACGUGCGUUCAGUAGUUACAACUCAGAGAAUGCAAAUACUUCGGAGACAAGUGCAAUCUUUAACUAUGCAUCAAAAAAAACUGGAGGCUGAAUUGCAACAAAUAGAAGAAAAAUUUGAGGCAAAGAAAAGAAAAUUUAUUGAGACUAGUGAAGUUUUUCAAGAAGAGUUAAAAAAGCACUGUAAACCGGCGGUUGAUGAAGAAACUUUUAAUAAAAUGGUUGAGAGGCAAUAUGAUUUAUUAAGAAGAGAAAGGCUAAAAGGUACGGCGGAAGAGAGUCGUCAAGAAAAUGGUCCUCCUUCUACUGAAUCUACGCCAAACUCGACACCAACUCCUACUCCAGCUCCUAUGCAAGAAGAAACGUCUUCAGAGGCGCCAGAAACUAAAAUUGAAGAUGAAAAGAUGGAUGUCGAUAAACCUUGUAAUGAUAAAAAAGGAACACCAUCUCCACCAGACAAUACGGUACAAAAUCAACCGAGUCCUGGAAGUACUGUUCCAAGUCCAAACUAUUCGCCUAUGAAUACUCAACAUCAAACGCAAGCUCCUCCACAGAGUCCACAAAUGACUGGUGGACAAUCAACACAAGGUCCUGGCCAACCGUCUAAUUCACCACAACAGCUUCCAUCUCACCAACCACCUGUGUCUUCAGCUUCUGUAAACCAACAACAAAUAUUAUCUCCACAACAGCAAGUUCCCAUACCAACUCAAUCACUUCCAGCUUCGCAACAAGUACCUCCGCCUCCGCAGCAACAACAAAUUUCUACACAACAACAAAUAUCCCCUCAACCUCAUCAGCAACCCCAAAUGCAUCAAGCAAGACCACAAAUGCUCCCUGGUGUUCCAAGUCCACAACAAAUGCCUCACGAUCCACAGCAAAUGCAUCCGCCUCAACAGCAAGAAGGUCAGCCAAUGCAACAACCGAUUUCUGCUCAACAUCCGCCCAAUCAACAGGUCCCACCACAGCCAUCGCAACAAAUGCCACCUCAACAACCAAUGAUCCCACCUCCACAACAAAUGCAAGGUCAACAGAUACCUAGCCAACAGAUGCCUGGUCAGCAAAUACCUACUCAACAGAUACCUGGUCAGCAAAUACCAGGUCAACAGAUGCCUAGUCAACAAAUGCCUAGCCAACAUAUGCCUGGCCAACAUGUGCCCGGUCAACAGAUGCCUGGUCAACAAAUACUUCCUCAGCAUCAAUCUCAACCAUCAAUGACAGGUCCGGGACAACAGCAACAAAUGUCUCCUCAGCAGCAGCAACAACAGCAGUCAAUACCUCCUCAACAACAGCAGCAACAACAACAGCAACAGCACUCACCUAUCCAACAUCCAUCUCCCCAACAAUCACCGUUACCUUCUCAACAACAGUCCUUGCCUCCUCAAGCUGGUCAACAACAACCACAGCAACAGCAACAACAACAGCAACAACAACAGCAGCAACAGCAGCAGCAGCAACAACAACAACAACAGCAGCAGCAGCAGCAGCAACAGCAGCAGCAGCAACAGCAGCAGCAACAACAGAUGCCAUCUCAGUCCCAACAACCACCACAACAUCCUCCACAAUCUCAAACACCUACAGGACCUAGUCUACAAACAAUGCCGCCGCCACAACAGGGACAACAGCAACAGAUAACAAUGGUAAAUCAGCAACAGCCUACACAACCUCAGCAACAAAUGCCACCACAGGCACAGCAGAUACCGCCGUCAGGAAUGCCGUAUUCACAAGUACCGUCGCACACGCCAAAUGUAUCAGCAGGUAUGCCACCACAAGGUCCAAAAAUACCGCAAGCCCCGUCGACAACCGCAGCCGCUGCGGUGGCCGCAGCUGCAGUCGCCGCGGCAAACGCUGCAGCUAAUCAGCAUCCUCCGCACCAACCAGCCGGUGGCAUGAUGCCAGGCCACCCGAUGCCUCCUCAUCAGGUCCCUCCGACGGGAGGUUCGGUGCAUCCGCCCCCUGGAGCUCCACCGCACGUGCCUCCACCGGGCAUGGGCUAUCCCCAGGGUUACCCUCCUGGCGCACAACAGCCGCAAAACGUGCCGCUAGCCCCGCGACCGCCUCAUCCCGGGGUGCCUUACGGUUAUCCCCAGCAGCAGUAUCACCAGCCCUAUCCACCUCAGCCGUAUGGCCACCCUUACUAUCACCAGCCCUACUCGCAGUAUCCGCCUCAUGCGAUGGCUCGACCGCAGCAUGGCUCGCACAGUCCGCACGGAUCCCAUAGUCCGCACUACCACCCCCAGAGUCCUCACGCUGACGUUGGUGGCAAUCCAACGGUUGCGGGUAAUCAGGAACAAUCGCCUAGCGGACCGGUAUAUCCACCAGGACCACCGCAUGCCGAAGCUGAACGUCCGAAUGCUACUCCCGAGGCUCAAGAGGCUCAAACAGACGGCAAGGCCGGCUCAGCUUGAGCCUAUUUUUUAAAGACU
Messenger RNA from Phymastichus coffea, 3468 nucleotides. RefSeq lists its product as uncharacterized. Gene Ontology annotation, biological process: negative regulation of DNA-templated transcription. NCBI's taxonomy places the organism in Eukaryota, Metazoa, Arthropoda, Insecta, Hymenoptera, Eulophidae. Gene Ontology annotation, cellular component: SWI/SNF complex. The record is from RefSeq and is a predicted model, not a curated record. The transcript is spliced from 18 exons. The coding region runs from base 349 to 3450 and encodes 1033 amino acids. Gene Ontology annotation, molecular function: nuclear receptor binding; nucleosomal DNA binding.